This is a messenger RNA of Talaromyces amestolkiae, 921 nucleotides long. RefSeq lists its product as uncharacterized. Bases 1 to 921 code for a protein of 306 amino acids. The record is from RefSeq and is a predicted model, not a curated record. Gene Ontology annotation, molecular function: hydrolase activity. The transcript has a single exon. NCBI's taxonomy places the organism in Eukaryota, Fungi, Ascomycota, Eurotiomycetes, Eurotiales, Trichocomaceae.
AUGACCAAGGCUCGCGUCGCAUCGAUCAGGUACCGUUUGGCGCCAAAAAAUUCGUUUCCUGCCCCAAUACUCGACACCUUGGUUGCCUACGCCAAUUUGAUUCACCCGCCACCUGGCGCUACAUGGUCUGCCGUGCCUGCAGAUCGUAUCGUGAUCACGGGAAAUAGUUCUGGUGCCAACCUCGGAUUGGGUUUGAUCAAGUUCCUGCUUGAGUGGCAAAAGCUAUCAGGGCAGCCGGUUCCCAGUAUUGCAGACUUCCAUGGUCAUGCAAUUUCUUUGCCUCUUCCCGCAGGCAUGGCUACAGUGAGCGGAUGGUGCGAUCAAUGCGAUGCUCUACCCUCGUGGCACAAGAAUGGUGAAUAUGACAUCUUGGAAGUUCUUCAGCCAGCAUGCAUGCCAGGUCAUCCGGUCGAUAGCAUUUGGCCCACCAAUCCACCGCGUGAGCACCCUUAUUGUGCGGGGGUGACGCUCGAUCAUGAGCUGGUAAGUCCUGCAGCAGUACGGGACUGGACGGGAGCUCCGCCAAUGUUUUUCUUAUGCGGGAGUGAGGAGCGUGGGAUUGACGGAAAUCGAGUCGUUGGCAGCCAGGCGGCAAAAUCCGGGGUAAUAGUGAUCUGGAAUGAAUAUGAGGGCAUGCCGCAUGAUUUUAUUCUCAUGAUGGCCAAACUUCCACAGGCGAAACAUGCAAUGGCGCUUUGGGCGCGUGCGUGUAUCGACUUGAUCGCGUCGAAAAGGGAAACUCGGAACCUAGCAAGGCCUUCUGCGAUAAAAUGGUUGAUGCCGGACUGCAAAAAGAAGGUUGAUUUGGGUGACCCACGAGAUAUGUCGCCUUUACCGUUUGAAGAAGUACGAAGGAAGAUGAGAGAAUACAAUGCAACGAGGCCGGUGUGGACGGGAAAGCUGGGAGAACCUCACCUGUAG